AUGGCGGAUUCAAGCAGAAUGGCGAUGCGGAGGUUCAGGGACGGCCCCAUGUGGACGGAUACAUGUAGCAUGGUGGCACUGUUUGGCGCCGUGGUGGCGUCGACUGCAAGUCAAGCAAGGUCGAUGCGUCAGUACCUGCUCUGGAGAUGGACCGGUGGAAGAUGGCGGAGUUAUAAUGAUGUAAAUUGGGAAAUACGGUCGUGGGGACCUCUGACUGUCAGCGAGAAAGCACGGAGAACCGGCCGCCGUCAACCUGCGGGAGGCGAGCCGUGGCUCAGGACAGUCGUCGACGUUGUGAUCCGUGGAACAGGGAAAACACUUUCCGGCAGUGGUAGUAACUACGAGGUGGAGGGGUGGGAGUGCUCUGCUUCCUGUAGCCGCUGCAUCAUACCAUCAGCCACGUCGGGUCUCCUGGGAUCUCAGCAACCGUCGGAAGGGACCGUCGCCGACGAGGAGAUGGGAUUCCUGAUGCAACCAAUUAAAAGAUUCACGGUGCUUGAGGAGGUCAAUGAUAGCGAUGUCCCGAUGGCUCCGCUGCAUUACCUCGUCGGCGCCGCUGCGUCGGGCGAGCUGCAGCACGCGCAAGCCCUAGAGCUAAGCAUGGACGGACAAAUCUGUGCGACCCAAACUGUGGUGGUGGCAGAAAGGGAAAUUUCACCCCAAAAGGCUUGAUUAAUUAACCUAGAAAAUCCCUCGAAUUGGAUCUGACUAAGCGUCCGAGGUCUCCACCUGCAAGAUGAAUCCGCAGGUUACUGGCUGGACUCGUAGGUAUGAAAGUACUUCCAGUUGUGAUUUCGGUAUUCAGGUCACU
Triticum urartu is the source of this 811-nucleotide messenger RNA. The record is from RefSeq and is a predicted model, not a curated record. NCBI's taxonomy places the organism in Eukaryota, Viridiplantae, Streptophyta, Magnoliopsida, Poales, Poaceae.